Chlamydomonas reinhardtii is the source of this 1641-nucleotide messenger RNA. RefSeq lists its product as uncharacterized. Bases 159 to 803 code for a protein of 214 amino acids. The record is from RefSeq and is a predicted model, not a curated record. NCBI's taxonomy places the organism in Eukaryota, Viridiplantae, Chlorophyta, Chlorophyceae, Chlamydomonadales, Chlamydomonadaceae. Gene Ontology annotation, molecular function: protein binding. The transcript is spliced from 6 exons.
AUUCCGCGAACUGUUACAGCAGGAUCUACUGGUAAAUGCAAAGCGCGUUCCACCAAGCUGCGCGGUCAUUUGGAUUGCGAGCACGUUGCGUGCAACGUUGCGGUCUGCUGUCGAGGAGUCAAAGCUUCCAGUCGCAUUCAGCCUCAAGUACUCGUGCCAUGACUUCAGCAACUGCGGACCGGGCCGAUGCAGUUUUGCAGUAUUGGUUUGGCCCAGGCGUCGCGACUGCGGACGACUCGUAUGUACCCCAAGACAAGCGGAAGCUGUGGUUUAUGGGAGGGCCGGAAGUCGACCAGUACAUAACGGAGCACUUCAGUGCGGACGUGGAGGCGGUGCGCGAUGGCACGUAUGACGACUGGCGCAGCACCGCCAGCCCGCGGAGCACCGUGGCCGGCAUCAUCCUCAUGGACCAAUUCACCAGGAACAUCUUCCGCGGCAAGCCCGAGGCGUUCUCAUUGGACAGCAAGGCGCUGUCCUGGGCGCAGCAGGCGGUGGCCGACGGCAGUGCCGCCCAGCUGCCCGCCGUGCUCAAGUACUUCCUGCUCAUGCCCUACAUGCACAGCGAGGAACUGGAGGUGCAGGAGGCGGGCGUGGUGCUGUUCCGGCAGGCGGCGGAGGCGGCAGAGGCGGGCGGGCACGAGGCGGCGGCGGGCAUGCUGCGCGCCGCGCUGUCGUACCAGGAGGCCCACCGCGACGUGAUCAAGGCCUGGGGCCGCUUCCCGCACCGCAACGCCAUCCUGGGCCGUGUCAGCACACCCGAGGAGCUGGCUGGGCUGGCGGACGGAAGCAUCAGGAAGUUUUGAAGUUCUGGCUACUGAGUUCUAAGCCAGUUGUCAGCUGCUGUCGACUGGGGUCCGCAGGGGAUAGCCACGACGGCCUAGGCUUGGGGCGAAGGUGUUGGGAAGGGUGGGGGCAGUGCGGCGCGCGAGGGGGGCGAGGGUGGUGACCGAGGCGGCAUGCAGGGCGUGCCAGGAGCGCGCCGCGUGCGGUUACGUGCGACGUGAUCACGGUGUCGUGACCUGGCAUGUGACCGUGCAUAUCGUGUGACUGAGUGAUUUGGGUGUGGUUUUGGCGUGUGGGAAUAGGGGAACGUGCCCGAGGUUGGUUGGCUCGACACGGUGUAUUGCAUGGGAGGCCGGAGUACGGGUGAUCCGAGAGAGGAUAUAGGUCGCGUCUGAGAGCGGCUAGAGCCGUCUCUCAUUCCGAUGUUUGCAGAUCUGUUAUGUCGGCCUCUGCAAAUGGCCGUGUUGGCCACGGCGUAGGCGGCCUGAAGCGCAUGCGUAGCGAGCGAGAGGGUGGCGCAAGACGAUCACGUUCCGGCUUACAUGUUGCCUCAGAGUUUAACGUCCACGCAACACGGGCACGGUGCUAUGCUCCCAUGUAGCCGUGAGUGCACCCACAGGCGGGCUUGCCGCCGCCUUUGUGUCCGCGGCAUGGCCUACUUGCCCGUUAGCGGCAUUGGCCACUGAGGGCCUAGACCCAGAGUCUCGCAAGACGGGCGAUUCAACUAAGGACAUUUGGGAUGAUGACGCUACCAUGCAUUUGUUGCGCAACGGCACUCACCGCGAGGGCACAUCGCCACUAGAGCGGCGCCGCGCAGCACGACGCGCAGAGCGCUACCGCAUGCAAGGUGGUGAUCUA